Messenger RNA from Schistosoma margrebowiei, 3927 nucleotides. NCBI's taxonomy places the organism in Eukaryota, Metazoa, Platyhelminthes, Trematoda, Strigeidida, Schistosomatidae. The record is from the annotation of a GenBank genome assembly.
AUACAAAAAAAAUGAUGAACAUAGUAACAAUCUCAUUUCGCCAUCAUUACCAAUCUUUUUAAACUAAAGUUUGUGAAGAUUAACAUUCUUUGUUAACAUGAGACAUUUGCACUAUAUAGUAAUAUAGUUUUACUUCAAAUGAUUAAAAGUUAUAAUAUUGAAACAUAUCUUCCUAUAACAAUAUAUGCUACUCAUAUUUUGUAAACACAAUCUUUUAAGAGUGAAAGCAAUCAAAAUCUAUUUAAUAAUAAUCAUACUUUAUUUGUCAAGUCAAUUUUCUAAACUUCCUCACAAUUAACAUUGUUGUUAAACUCUUUAUUUAUUCUCUGGUUGUUGUUGGUGUUGUUCUUGUUGUACAUACAUUCAUAAUAUUUUAUUUCAUAUAAACUGAUUAACUAUCUGAUAAUUUUUAACCUAAAUAUAUUUAUGCCAAAAUGUAUAUCAUCUGAAGAAAUCAAACUUCAAUACUAAUAAAAAAUAAAUAAUCUACAUACUGGUUUAUCAUUCAAAUGAAUGACAUAUAUCAAUGUUUUCAAAUGAAUACAAUGGAAAAUGUAUCAAAUGAUUUAAAUUUGUGCUCAAAUGAAUCAAGAAAAUUAAUGAAAACAAAUAAUCCUUAUCGUAAACUUCAUUAUUCAAAUUCUUUCAAUUCAGAAAUGUUUAAUGCAUUUAACACUGAAAUGUAUUACACUAAUUCUAAUAAUAAAACUAAUUCUACUACUGAUAGUAAUAAUGUUGUUAAUAAAGACGAAAUAAUCAAAUGUUCAAAUGAUAUUGUUGAAUCAAAUAAACUGAAUCCUAUUUUAGCCAUAGCAAGUCAUCAAUGGUUUGAUCGAUUAUUUCAAUCAAAUUCAUAUGCCGGUAAUAAUAAUGAUCAUCAUCAUCAUAAUCAUACUAAUAGUAAUCAGAGAUCAUACAGCCAUCAUCAUAAUCGUCAUCAAAUAUGUACUAUGAAUUUUGAAUCAUCUCAUGAACAUUUUGGGCGCACCAAUUUAAAUUCAAAUUAUUCAGAAUGUUGUCAAACAAAUGAAGAUAAUUUACUUACAACUCAAACACUUAUUAAUAAUUUGGAAUUGACUAGAUUUGGUGAAAUACAUAAUUGUAAUAAAACUAUUGAUAAUAAUAGUAACAAUAAUAAUAUUGACAAUAGCAAUGAAAUUAAUGAAACCAGUGAUGUGAUAAACAAUCGUACAGAAACUGAUUUUAAUAAAAAUACAAAGUAUGGUUAUAAUUCAUCAGAUGACAAAAGUCCAAUAGGCCCAAGUCGAUUGAAAACCCAUUCAUCGAAUUUAGAUUAUGAAACUGAAUUAAAUUAUAAUACAAAUCAAUUUUCAAAUUAUCCAAACUAUUUAAAUGAAUUCAAUAAGAAUGAACUGAUGGAAAUGGAAAAUAAACAGCAUAUAUUAACUAUCGAUGGAAGUGAUAGUAGUAAUACUAGUACAAGUUGUAAAAAUAGUAAUAUUUGUUCAAAUCGAUUACGUACAAUAGUAACAAGUGAAUUGAACGAAAACUCAAAGAAAUCGCGUUUAUAUUUUGGUAAUGAAUUUAAAACAAAGCAAAUAAAUAACAGUCACAAAUUGAACAGCUUAAUAACCACGGAUAAAAGUUACCAAACAUCGUUUGAAAGUGCAGAAAUCAAUGAUUCUUGUUUAAAUCCUAUGGUAACAAAUCAUGAAAACUUCAAUUUGUACAAUAAUCGAUCAUCCACAACACCGUUACAUAAGUCAUCAUCAUCUUCUCCACAACAACCAAAUUCACAAAAAAUGUUGAAUAAUGAAAUUACAACUACAACAUCCAUAUUGGAGUGGCAUUCAACACCUGAGAGUGAUAUGUUAGAUAACAUCAAGGCCGACAAUAAUAAUAAUGAACAAUUAUUAUUAAAUUAUAAAUCUCAGUCUGCUAAUCAAUGUUCAGAUUCGAUGUACAAUAGCUCAUCGUUCGUAAAUAACACUAGUAAAAAUAAUAAUAAGAAUAGUGCUUAUGAAAAGUUAAUCAAUCAAACAGAUGACCAUUCACCACCAUUAUCUUAUUCAUCCCAAUCAACAGAGAAUUUAAAUGAUGAUUCAGUGCGAACUAGUCAUCAACAUACUUUGCAUUCACAACCUCAUCCGAUUGAAAAAUCACAUUCAAAUUUCGAUAAUGAAUGUAUGUGGAAAGAAAAUGAUCAACAUGUUGAUUCUUUAAGUUUUGAUAAUGAAAUUAAUUAUAUUAAAAAUCAUUGGAAUUCAAAUCAUAAUUUACUUAUGAAUAAACUACGUUUUCAUAGUAACAUAACAACACCAACCACUACAUUACCUAAUGCUACCAAUAACAGUAGCAAUGAAUUAAACUUUAAUGAACAUACUAGUAGCUUUGAUACGAUGAUCCCAUGUAUAUCACAUAAUUUUUUAACCAAUUUCACUAGAACAUCAUAUGAUACUGUCCAAUCGAAUUUUACACAGGAGAAUUUGUAUGGUCUAUCAUCUAGUAACUUGAAUACAAAUGGAAAUAUGGUGGGAGGUUUUGCAAAUACUAAUAUUUUCAAUAUAGAUAACAACAGUCAUCCUGCAUCAGUGCCAUCCAACACUCAUAAUAAACUUGAAGAUGAAUAUGACUGCGCAGAACACUGUUUAGGCACAUAUAAUCAUGCCCAUCAGCAACACCGUCAUCAUCAUAGUCAUAAUCAAUUUAUGACCAUCAACAACUGUGGUAACUGUGAUUACAAUUUAAACUUUCCAAAUGAUGUCACCUUGGCAGCAGGAACAACAACAAAUAAUUUCAAAACAAGUUUAAAUUGUUAUUUAUUACCACCCAUAAAUGGUUUUAAUGGUAGCACUGUUGAUAAUAAUCACUCGCAGUUGACAGACGGUAUAGUAGCACCAAACUUUAAGACUCGUUUAAAUUCGUCAAGUGGAUAUUCUUCACAAAAUUUUACACAUUCUACUAUUUUGGGUUGUAAUCAUUCAAAUUCAUCAAUUUAUCGUCAUCCAGUUGAACUGGAUUAUAAUCCAAGAGAGUUGGAAGCAUUCUCUGAAUUGUUCAAACAAAGACGCAUAAAACUUGGUGUCACACAGGCUGACGUUGGUAAAGCACUUGGUAAUUUAAAAAUAUCUGGUGUUGGGUCAUUAUCUCAGUCAACUAUAUGUCGUUUUGAAUCACUAACCCUAUCACAUAAUAAUAUGGUUGCACUGAAACCUGUUCUACAAGCAUGGCUUGAAGAAGCUGAAGCUGAAGCAAGUUCACGAUUGAAUCAUCCAAAUAUUUAUGACUUGGACGAAGAAAGAAGACGCAAACGAACUUCAAUAACAGAUUCAGAGAAAAGGUCACUUGAAGCAUUUUUCAGUAUUCAACCACGUCCAUCAUCAGAGAAAAUUGCACAGAUCGCAGAAAAAUUAAAUUUAAAAAAAAACGUUGUCAGAGUUUGGUUUUGUAAUCAGCGACAAAAACAAAAACGAAUGAAAUUCUCUACACUUGGCAUGUUGCAUCACUCUGCAACUCGAACAUAAAUUAGAUUAAGCAGGUAGAAAUAGAAAAAACUAACAUAACAUUGGUAAAAACCACCAAUAAUGUUAAUAUUAACAAAAAAUUAAAUAUCUAUCACAAUCGAUUAUUUUGGCUAAGAUCACCAUUAUCCUUAAUAUUAAUAACUAUGUAUCCUUUCGUUGGUUCUUUUAGUUUCAAGUUUUUCUUUCUCUUCGUUAGUGAUCUGAGUCUUUACAUCAGUUCUAAUCAAUGUUUGUGUGUAUACAUCACUUUCCUAAAUUCUAUUACUUUCUGCUCUUAUUAUUUCACUUAAGUUUGUAAUUAAAAAUAAUUACGUUGUAAGCUGGUAUAUUUGUGAUAUUUCAUUAAAUAAUCAUGUUAUUAUAGCGUAUCAACGUGAAAUAUACGAUCAUGUUACCGUAUUUUAAUUAGCAACUUAUAAUAAUAAAAAUGUAUGAAUUUUAU